AUGGUGCUUUUGAAAGCUGUGUUGGCAUCAAUGCCGACAUAUGCUAUGUCUUGCUUUAAGCUACCCAAAUCCCUCUGCAAGCAAAUCCAAAGUGUCUUAACUAGGUUUUGGUGGGACAUAAAACCAGAGUUGAGGAAGAUGUACUGGAUAUCAUGGGACAAGCUAACCUUUCCUAAAGGGGCUGGUGGUCUCAGGUUCCGAGAAAUAGAGGUUUUCAAUGAUGCACUGCUUUCUAAGCACACUUGGAAGCUGUUAAGGAACCCCAACUCUCUGUUGGGACAAACUUUGUUAAAUAAGUACUGUCAGCAUCAAGACAUUCUCACAUGCUCAGCUCCAAAUGCUGCAUCUCAUGGGUGGCGUGGGAUAUUGGCGGGCAGAGACAUAAUCAGCAGGGGUAUGGUGUGGUUUUUCGGAAACGGAGAAUGA
Molecule: messenger RNA, 426 nt
Organism: Brassica oleracea var. oleracea
Lineage: Eukaryota; Viridiplantae; Streptophyta; Magnoliopsida; Brassicales; Brassicaceae
Exons: 1
Coding region: 1-426 (141 amino acids)
Source: RefSeq, a predicted model, not a curated record